CUUCAACGCCCACUCCAGUCCAGAUUUUGCGAGACUUACGAUGUGCAGACUUCGAAUUCCAUGCAGAGCGUCAAAAAAACUCUCAGAAAAUAAAACUGCUAUCAGUCCACUAUCAGGGCCAAUUGUGGACCUUGAUUCGAAAUGUCCGACAAUCGUGCUACGCUCCUAAAAAAAAAGCAAGCCCAGAUCUCGUCUUGUUCCCAAAGUUCACUUUCUUUCCAUCUUCCUAGGAAAGCCUCAUCAUGGUCAAUAAUGCUGGUGCCACUGCCCCAGUGACAAACACACCUCCCCGCAACUCUGGCUUGGCCGCCGACCUCAAUUCCACCCCACACGCAGUCGGCUCCGCUGUUGUCAGCGAACACACCGAUACUCUAAGCGACAACGUCAGUGAUGUUCGUCCAUGGACCAUGCGCGACGACAGGAACUUCAAGCGAUGUGGGGCAGACGAAAUGCUGCAGCGGCUCCUUGAAAUCUGCGUAAAUCCUACCCAAUCCCUUCUUCCCAGUCAGAAGUCCACGUUACUCGACACUUCCCUCGAGGCUGUCCUGCCCCUCUGCAAUGGGCCAGGUGUGGCGCAGAAGAUCAAGCAACACUUGACUAAAUUUUGUAAUAUCGAGAGCGAAACCCCGUCUUACUCUGAUUUCGUCGAGGCUGCCAACCAUGCACUUCGUGGACUCAGGAAGGUGAACGUACCUGGAAUACCUGCUUUUCAAGAUGAAGAUGAAACCAAUAUCAUCUUCCAUGUGAAUGAUCCAUCGUUCAUACACCAAGAAUAUCAGGGCGAGAAGUACAGCCGCAAUCCUGAUGUCGUCGUCGUUUCUCAUCAGAGCGCUGCGAAUAUCAUACCGGAAGGAAAAUCCAAAGAUGUUUACCAGUCUGCCUGCAAGGCGCCUACAAAAGAUCAUGAGAACUUCCAAUGGAUAGAGGUUCGAACAACAUUUGAGUUUAAACGCCCGAAGACGCGUCUGCCUCAUCCACCGUCUGCUUACACUAAGGACUACGUAAUUCCUACUGUCAUGUACAUGGAAUAUAUGACAGACACGGACACGUCUGCCACUGGUACUACUCAGACCUCCUGCGAGACCUCGAACGAGCGUAAGCCGUCCAUCUCCGCUGCUUCUUUUGAUAUGCGCCAUGAAGUACAAAAUAUAUCCGAUCAACUCAGAAGCAACAAGCGUGGCUCUGAUCAUUUACGUUCAAACGAGCCGUCCACCAGCAAACGAUCCAGGCAUGACGAAGAGAGGCAAUCAAACCAGGAGGAGAGGAGCAAUCAGCAAAAGAAGGGGUCGAAUAAACUUCAUCCUGUCAUCCAAAAUGAUUUGUAUGUUGAGGAGAUGUUUGCGGCUCAUGUGGCGCGCCAGCAUGUCAUCUCGUUUAUAGUAAACAACGACAUCAUUUAUCUCUGUUGGUUCGAUCGUCAGGAUAUGAUCCCAUGCGCUGGCAUCAACUUCGUUCAGGACCUUCCACGCUUCGUGGUCUUGCUCUUCAUCAUGCAGCGCAUGGGAUACAAGCAGUGGGGCCUCCACCCGUUGUUCGAACCUGAACCUGGAUAUGAAGGCGAGAUUAUCGUCGAAUACGAGGACAACACGAACAAGGACGACUGGGAUAAGAAGGGCCAGGAUAAGAGGAAGCGCAUUGACCUUACACUGGAUUUGAGGUCUGAGAAGUCCAUGACUUAUUUCGGUCUACGGGGACGUGCAACCACUGUCGUUCCCGUGAAGAGCAAGGCGCUGUCGGCUCUGCCGCGGCGUUCAUAUUUUCUUAACGAAUCCACCGAAUUGGUUGCCAAGCUCUUUUGGCCAGAAGAGGCACGCCAGAGCGAGCCCGAGAUCCUCGAAGAGGUCUACAAGAUUGCGAAGGAUGAUCCCGAUGUGUUGGGCCAUGUUCCAGAGAUGGUCUGGUUCCACAAGUUUGAAGACACAUCCACAGCGAUAAUCAGAAAGGCACUAGGAAUCGAUGACGCGGGCAGCCAGGUUCUAUACAUAAUCGUGUUCAGAAAGCUUGACCCAAUCACGACGCUGAGCGGUGAGGAGUUCCUCCUCGCAUGGUGGGAAGUUGUCAAGUGCCAUCGCGCGCUCUGGAAGAGGGGAGUGCAUCACUGCGACAUUAGUCCCAGUAAUCUCAUGGGAUACCGCUUACGCGGUCGAUUCAUGAGCGUCCUGAAUGAUUUCGACUUAUCGUCGAUCAAAGAGUCUUUGUCCUCGAUUCAAGACUCUCCCAAAGGCUUCGAGCGCACAGGAACGGUACCGUUUAUGGCGUUGGACCUUCUUAUGCCAGGAGCCGGACGAGUCGAGCACGUGUACCGUCAUGAUGCUGAAUCGUUCAUCUGGGUUCUCACCUGGAUCUGCCUUCGGUAUAAAAAGGGCAAGCUUCGCAGGAAGCGCAGACCAUUGGAUGAAUGGCUGACAGCGGAUGCCAUGGGAUGCUUCUACCAAAAAGCGGUUUUUUUGGGAAUGCAGCCUACGAUGCGUCCAACACGAUCGCACAAAGAAAAUUUCAAAGUUGCCUCUAAUUGUUUAGACGUGAUUCACAAAUAUUCGGGCCCAUUCGCGUCCGUUCCAGCGGACGAUGAAGUCGUAUUUCAGGAAUGGCUGCAGAACCAUGUUCCACAGCAUGUGCGUGAACUUACAAGCAAUCUCUUGUCUUGCCAGUAGGUUGCGGUUUAGUUGUAGUUGAGGCAGGAUGCCUCCAGAAUAUCCUGAAAUUAUAUACUCAGGCUAUCUUGUAGAUUGAAUGUAGAACGAACAUCGUGCUCCGUGCCAUCCUUAUUGUUCAUCUUUCGAACGAACAGGCUGGGGGGCUCAACAUUCAAUACUCAAUGCUCGCCCUCUGCGUGAAAAUUUUCCACGGGGCCAUUAUGAUAAUUCUUGACUUCUUGAACUUAAACCAUCAUGAUGGCACUGUCCGAGGUCCACUUCAUAAUAACUUGCUCGGCGAUGGACGUUCAAAAGAGU
Messenger RNA from Suillus discolor, 2954 nucleotides. RefSeq lists its product as uncharacterized. The record is from RefSeq and is a predicted model, not a curated record. The coding region runs from base 243 to 2654 and encodes 803 amino acids. The transcript is spliced from 5 exons. NCBI's taxonomy places the organism in Eukaryota, Fungi, Basidiomycota, Agaricomycetes, Boletales, Suillaceae.